AUGCUUAUGGUCACUGUCACCUCUGCUGACCAGAACCUGCACACACCCAUGUACUUCUUCCUCAGGAACCUGUCCAUCUUGGGCAUGUGCUUCAUUUCCAUCACUGUCCCCAAUGCCUGUGUCAACUCUGUCACUGGCAACAGGGCCAUUUCAGUGGGUGGCUGUGCAACCCAGAUCUUCUUGGUCAUUUUUUGUGCAUGUGUUGAACUUCUUUUUCUUACCAUCAUGGCCUGGGGCCGCUAUGUGACCAUCUGCCAGCCCCUCCAGUACCCCAUCAUCAUGAACCCUCGGUUUUGUGUCCACAUGACCCUGGCUUCCCUGCUCAGUGGCCUGGUGUAUGCAGGUGUGCACACUGGGAACGCAUUCUGGCUGCCAAAUGUGGUCCAUCAGUUCUUCUGUGAUAUUCACUCUCUGCUGAGGCUCUCCUGCUCUGACACCAACAGUAACAUGGUCCUUAUUCUUCUCAAAGGCUCAGUGCAUCCGUCCUUGGAAGCAGCCCACUGGACAACUGGAUUUGCUCCAGUCCUGAGCACAGAGUUCCCACCUCCACAGAGGCCAUCUGCCUACGAGCCUGGAUCUCACCUCACAUGCACCACCCUGGCCAGUGUGUUAUGCAAGAGCUUUGAUGAGUAUUGUGUGGAUCAGAAAUCUGUUGCUGGCUGGCUCCUUGAUAAUAUUGCUGAGUUCUUUGAGUUCCUGGGAGAUUGGAAUGAACAAAAAUUCCAAUAG
Molecule: messenger RNA, 729 nt
Organism: Sciurus carolinensis (gray squirrel)
Lineage: Eukaryota; Metazoa; Chordata; Mammalia; Rodentia; Sciuridae
Product: olfactory receptor 14C36-like
Exons: 2
Coding region: 1-729 (242 amino acids)
Biological process (GO): G protein-coupled receptor signaling pathway
Cellular component (GO): membrane
Molecular function (GO): olfactory receptor activity; G protein-coupled receptor activity
Source: RefSeq, a predicted model, not a curated record